GCUGCCGCCGCGCGGUGCCUGCGGGCCCUUUAAGGGAGCGGAGCGGCCGCUAACCGGAGCGUUUGGGCUGCGGAGGAGGGUUGAGGCCUCGGGGACCGGCUCCUCAACCGAGCGGGUGAAUGGCGGCUGUGGAUGACCUCAAGUUUCAAGAAUUUGAUGAUGCAGCUAAUUUGCUUGCAGCAAAUCCUGAUGCCACCACGAUAAGCAUCGAGGAGCCAGCUGAAGUCCCCAAGAAUCAGCACAGCCGUCUGCAUCAGCCAGGGAGAGAAGAGGAUGAUGAGUUACUGGGGACUGAUGACUCGGAUAAAACAGAGCUGCUUGCAGGACAGAAGAAAAGUGCUCCUUUCUGGACAUUUGAUUACUACCAGACAUUCUUUGAUGUGGACACAUACCAGGUCCUGGACAGAAUCAAAGGUUCAUUUUCCCAGUACCAGGGAAGAACUUUGUAAGGCCUGUAUAUCCGCAGCAAUCCUGACCUCUAUGGUAGGUCCCUUUGGAUAUGUGCCACGCUGGUCUUUACCAUUGCUGUUAGUGGCAAUCUCUCAAAUUUCUUCAUCCAUCUGGGCAAGCCAACAUACCACUAUGUGCCCCAGUUUCAGAAAAGGUUUGUAAUGUCUAUAGCAGCAACAACGAUUUAUGCAUAUGCUUGGCUUGUGCCCCUUGCUCUCUGGGGGUUCCUGAUGUGGAGGAACAGUAAAGUUAUGAACAUUGUUUCCUACUCCUUCCUGGAGAUCUUGUGUGUGUAUGGAUACUCCCUCUUCAUUUACAUUCCCACCGCGAUUUUAUGGAUCAUUCCACAAAAAGUGGUGCGCUGGGUCCUGAUGAUGUUCUCCUGGGCUCUCGGGUCUGUCCUGGUGAUGACCUUUUGGCCUGCUGUCCGCGAUGACAGGAGGAUUGCGCUGGCAACUGUGGGCACCGUUGUUCUGCUUCAUGCCCUGCUGUCUGUUGGCUGUUUGGCAUACUUUUUUGAUGCCCCUGAACUGGAUUUUCCUGCACCUAAUCCUGCUCACAAUGGAACAGCAGUAGUAACAAAGAGUCAGUAA
Messenger RNA from Calypte anna (Anna's hummingbird), 1043 nucleotides. It is a transcript of the gene YIPF1, whose product is annotated as Yip1 domain family member 1. NCBI's taxonomy places the organism in Eukaryota, Metazoa, Chordata, Aves, Apodiformes, Trochilidae. The record is from RefSeq and is a predicted model, not a curated record. Gene Ontology annotation, cellular component: Golgi apparatus. Gene Ontology annotation, biological process: vesicle-mediated transport. Gene Ontology annotation, molecular function: small GTPase binding.